AUGAACUGCAUUCAACCCAUAACUGUGAUCCUUCAGAUAACUGUGAUCCUUCAGAUCCGGACGCUUCUCAAGCAGAAAGGGAAGGUCGCUCUCAGUGGAAGGUCUGAGCAAAUAGCCGUGGGCGACAAGAAAGGCCGCACCACUACUGUGUGCGCUAACACGUUGGGGGGAAGCGCCAUGAACGCCGAGCCGAGGGUAGUCGCGAAGCAUAGGCUUCUGGUACAAGAAGAUGGAAAGCAGCAGGUUCAUAUCUGCGAUGUGCACAGCUGGAACGAUUCCGAUGAAGUAGAACACGGUGUCAGCGGCAAACUCGAAGUCCAGACACGUCGCUUCACCCCUAGCAAGACAAUCAGGCACUACCCCAAGUUCAGGCUGACGCUCUCUUCCAAGGCGGAUUCUUCUGGCCUGAUAGCGCCGUUCUUAAACCGGCUACGGAGCACUAGACAGGCUGCCGUGGUGGUACUGAACAAGCGCGGAUGGGUGGGUUAUCUGCUUCCCCAUGCAACGGAGUCGAAGCUGUACUGCCACUUCCACCGCCAGGAGCAUAUGGACGCUGCACGCCAGCAGAUCCGCUCGCGGCAACCUGCUAGGAUGCCGAUGUUGGCUCCUAUCGAGCGCGGGCCUUGGGCCUCACGGAAACCACUGACGAGUCGGGAGUUUGGAGAGAGGCUCGACGGACCAGACUACGAUCCAGCCCUGAUUUACACCAUGGACGAGCUGGACCCAUAUCGAGAUAUGCCAGCACCAUCAAAGGAAGAAUCGCAACAAUUACCGUCACUCGAUGAUGCGGAGCACUCCGUCGACAGGCUUGGCAUGAAUGGCGGCUUCCGAGAGCAAUACUAUGACGUUCCACCUGUUCGUGUGGAUAACGGGUUGGGGCAAGGAGGACAACAUAUGGGGCACCGAGAACGCGGGCCUCUAUCCGCGCAGGCAGAAGCAGCAGCAAAGUACAGCGAGGAGCUACGGACUGAGGGUCAGCAAGCUUCGAGUUUUAUCUACCACCUCAAGAGAUUCAACAACUGGGUCAAAGCCACGCUAAUCGCCAAGGCCAGCAAAGACGCCUCCCAUGCUGGUCUGCGCGUGCUAGACUUGGCGUGCGGAAAAGGCGGAGACUUGUUCAAAUGGGCUACCCACCCUGACGGAGUGGAGAAGUACGUUGGAUCGGACAUCGCCUUCGGGUCGUUACAGCACCUGGUCGAGCGUAUGGCGAAGUCGGCGGAUAGAGGUGGCAGGGGCAACUGGAGCAAGGUUCCAGUGAAGCUUUUUGAGGCGGACCUCGGCAGAAAUGAUGUGCAGCGCGACAGGGUAAGAGUGUGGGAAAAAACAGAGGGGCAACCUGGCGAGUGGGGCCUUCGCGUUCCGCUGAAUGAAGGUGACUUGUUUGACGUGGCGUCAAUGCAGUUUGCUUUGCACUACAUGGGCCAGACGGAAGGGCGAAUGCGACGGUUCCUGCACGAAGUCUCGAGACACCUUCGGGUUGGGGGGAUUUUUAUCGCAACUACCAUGGACUCGCGCGUAUUGAUGCAGCUGCUUAUGGGCCACGCGGAGCAAUCCUGGGACUCUUCGCUCGGACGGACAACCCGCAAGGUGGAAAUCGAUGAUGAAAGACAACAAAACUUGCUCAGCAUCGUGUUCAAGGACCCAUUCGAGUCAUAUCUGCGCCAUUCCUCUGAAGACGUUGAUGCUACCGGUCCUUUCGGACUGGAGUACACGUUCACAUUGAGAGAAACUGAACUCAACAAGAACGCUGUGGACGAGGUGCCGGAAUGGAUGCUCCCGUUAGACGCACUGAAGGAUGCAGCCGCUGACUACGGACUCGAGAUGGAGACGGCACAGAAUUUCCACGAAUUCUUCGCUCACGAGUCGCAAGUAUACCCAGCUCGCCUUAAUCUCCGCAACAUGCACGUGUUCAAUCCUCGGGGCACCAUGAACAAUACGGAGUGGCGCAUAGCAGGUGAUUACCAAAUUCAAAAGUGGUAA
Molecule: messenger RNA, 1980 nt
Organism: Ectocarpus siliculosus
Lineage: Eukaryota; Phaeophyceae; Ectocarpales; Ectocarpaceae
Source: the annotation of a GenBank genome assembly